Messenger RNA from Pseudogymnoascus verrucosus, 1465 nucleotides. RefSeq lists its product as uncharacterized. The transcript has a single exon. The coding region runs from base 110 to 1303 and encodes 397 amino acids. Gene Ontology annotation, molecular function: O-methyltransferase activity. The record is from RefSeq and is a predicted model, not a curated record. NCBI's taxonomy places the organism in Eukaryota, Fungi, Ascomycota, Leotiomycetes, Thelebolales, Thelebolaceae.
CAUAGAUGAUACACCCUGUUCGUAAUCUGAUUUUACAUCCCUAGACAUUUGUCUCCCUCUCACGCCAACACGGCCUAAGCCUCAAAUCUGCAAGUGUAAGGCAAUCAUCAUGACAUCUAACCUCGCUCAUAUCGCCAGCAAAAUCCAACAGCAGGUCUCAGAGCUGCAACCUAGUAAUGAAGAACAGCGAUUGAGCCUUCUUCAGUCUGCCCGUGCCCUCGUCAACGAACUCGAAAAACCCCAUGAACGCAUCAUGCGCAUGUGCUAUCAUGAGAGCGCAAUCUUCAUGGCAACAAAAGUUCUCAUUGACCUGGGCAUUUUUAAAAUCCUCACAAAGACCUCCGAGCCAAUAACCGCAUCUAAGCUAGCCCAAGAUACUGGCGCAAACCGUGCUCUUGUAGAGCGUCUCCUUAAGCACGUUGCAGUCGAGUUCUUCGUGGAUGAAGCCGGGCCAGAUACAUACAUUGCGAACGACAUCACACGGUGCAUUGCAUCAUCUGGGGGCCAAGGAACGAUCGAGGAUACAUUCCAGAUCGUCCGCGUUGCCAACGCGGUUCCUGACUUUCUAAGGGAAACCAACUACGCGAAUCCGACGGACAAGGAUAAGACUACGUGGAAGUAUGCGUACAAGACAGACCAGCACUAUUUCGAGUAUGUGAAUAGUCCUGGGCGGGAGCGGAAUCUAGAGGCGUUCUGCAAUCAUAUGGAAUUCAAGACGGUUGGGCUAAAGUGGUAUGAAGUGCCGGAGAUUAUGGAGGCUGCGCUUGGGGAUGCGAAGGUUGGAAAGGAUGAUGUCCUGCUUAUUGAUGUUGGAGGCAACGGUGGACACGACUUAAUCGGCUUUCAUACAGCACAUCCGUCCAUGCCAGGCCGCUUGAUCCUCCAAGACCUUCCCGCAAUCAUCCAAUCCCUCGACUCUGCUGCGCUAGCCCAGCAGGGCAUCGAAGUCAUGGGUCACGACUUCUUCACGUCCCAGCCUAUCCACGGUGCUAAAGCGUACUAUCUCAAGAUGUGCCUACAUGACUGGCCGAACCCGCAAUGCAUUCAAAUCCUCUCACAACUAAAGCAUGCCCUGAAGCCCGGGUAUAGUAGGAUCUUGUUGAAUGAGAUUGUGGUCCCGGACGAGAAGGCAGGAUGGUUUGAAACUAGUGUGGAUCUGCUAAUGAUGCAGGUGCAUUCAGCGCAGGAGCGGAGGGAGCGAGAGUGGGUAGCUUUAGUGGAUGCGGUAGAUGGGUUAAGGGUUAAGCAUAUAUGGGAUGUGGACGGGGCCGUGGAGAAGGUUAUCGAGAUUGAGGCGGUUUGAGGCACUUGGAAGCAAACCUCAUUUAGAGUUCUGGUUCUAGAAGUAAAAAAACAUCCAGCUUCCUAGUUAACUCGGGCUAGAUGGCGAUGCUGUCAUGUAUGCAGCCACCAAGGUCAGUCACAGCUAAACUCCGUAAGUUAUAAUUGUAAUUUAUUUUUAUAC